AUGGUAGACGAAGUGCAGUUGACCAUAGCCCUUUUACGCAGUAACUGGACUGCUCAUUGUGGCAACUCAGUGGCGUGUCUGUUGACUCGUUUUUUCAAUGCCAGUCUCGCUCCCAAGCAUCUCAGAGGGCUGCUUCCGGGCAUGACAAUCAUCACAUUCGCCUUUUCGUACUCUUUUGACAUUGCCAAUCAAGCCUUUUCCGUUGAGGAAGAUUCGAUCAACAAGCCUGAUCGCCCAAUUGUCUCAGGGAGACUCGACAUUAAAGGUGCCUAUGUUCGCUGGUUCCUAAGCUGGAUCCUGUUCCCCGCGUUGAUCUAUUUGAUGGUUGACAGCUCCGCUGCCACGAUCCUCAUCCUGUGGGAGCUUUGGGUCCUGGUGUUCUAUAUCUGGCCCAAGGUGGAUCAUUGGAUUGCGCGCAACGUUUUUACAGCCUUGGGUGCCGUUCUUCAGCUCAGUCUUCUCGAUGCGUUUCUUACAGAAGCCCUACCAGACUACCAGGUCGAUACUUCCCUCACAUGCCUCCUCUUCUCCUGGCUCGUGAUGACAAUCCACGUUCAAGAGUUCCAUGACAUGGAGGGCGAUCGCGCCACAGGUCGCCGUACUCUGCCGCUGCUGCUUGGCUCCCGAGGCCAGCUGGUGCUCCGAGCGACGACUGCCACCAUCAUAGCCGGUACGGCGGUGGCCAACCUGCUACGAGCUAGCAUGUAUCCGGGCCGAAAUAUUCACAGUAUGCCCGCCGACAUGAUUGGCCUGGCUGGAUGUCAUUUAGCCUCUAUGAUGGUCGUUGCUAUUCGUCUCAUCACCAUGCGUUGGAAAGAAGCUGAUAAAGUCACCUACAAGUAUUGCUAUACCCUCGCGACAUACAUUAUGUUGCUCUUUCACGCGAGUAUUGAGAAACUCCCGAUUGAGGAAAAUACAGGAUCGUAUAGGUCUUGA
Penicillium crustosum is the source of this 936-nucleotide messenger RNA. RefSeq names its product UbiA family prenyltransferase. Gene Ontology annotation, molecular function: transferase activity, transferring alkyl or aryl (other than methyl) groups. The transcript has a single exon. Bases 1 to 936 code for a protein of 311 amino acids. Lineage: Eukaryota; Fungi; Ascomycota; Eurotiomycetes; Eurotiales; Aspergillaceae. Gene Ontology annotation, cellular component: membrane. The record is from RefSeq and is a predicted model, not a curated record.